This is a messenger RNA of Ramularia collo-cygni, 975 nucleotides long. RefSeq names its product related to TGL2-triacylglycerol lipase. Gene Ontology annotation, molecular function: triacylglycerol lipase activity. Lineage: Eukaryota; Fungi; Ascomycota; Dothideomycetes; Mycosphaerellales; Mycosphaerellaceae. The record is from RefSeq and is a predicted model, not a curated record. The transcript is spliced from 6 exons. The coding region runs from base 1 to 975 and encodes 324 amino acids.
AUGACGCAUCGAGUCGCACUCAGAAGGCGCUCCGCCAUUCAGAUACUGAAUUCACAUCCUCAAAAAGCGCAAUUCCAUGCCCGUACCAUUCACCAAACCGACAACAAACCCCAGGACCCCCGACUCCCCACCUCAGACAAGGUAGUAGAAGAACUCAUCGAAGACAAAUUCGCACUUUUAAAAUCCGCCUACGACGCGCCCAAACACCCCAUAAUUCUCGCUCAUGGAUUGCUGGGAUUCGACGAAUUGCAUCUCAUUCCCGGUAAAGUCUUGCCCGGGAUUGAAUAUUGGUAUGGCAUUACGCAGGCUUUGGCGGCCAAGAAGAUUGAAGUUAUUACGGCUGCCGUGCCUCCUUCGGGGAGUAUUGAGGCUCGAGCUGCGAAGUUGGCUGAGACGAUUGCGUUGAAGGCGAAUGGGAAGGCGGUGAAUAUUAUUGCGCAUAGCAUGGGGUACGCGAUCAAACCCGAGAAUGUCAAAGUCCUCUCCCUAACCACAGUAGCAACUCCACACCGUGGCUCCUCCUUCGCCGACUACAUCUUCAAAGGCAUCGGCGUACCCAACAUCCCCAAAGUCUACAAAGCCCUCGACUUCAUCGGCAUGGAAACGGGAGCAUUCCGCCAACUCACCCAAAAAUACAUGGCCGAAUCCUUCAAUCUCCGCACCCCCGACGUUCCCGGAAUUCGCUACUACAGCUACGGAGCCUCCAUGCCUCACCCCCAUCUCUUCUCCCUCUUCCGCAAACCCCAUCGCGUGAUUGAGGGUUUGGAAGGGCCGAAUGAUGGGUUGGUGAGUGUGGCUAGUAGUCGAUGGGGGGAGUAUAAGGGGACUUUGAAUCAUGUUAGUCAUUUGGAUUUGAUUAAUUGGACGAAUCGAUUGAGGUGGUAUUGGUGGUCUGUUACGGGGAGGAAGAGGAAUUUUAACGCUAUUGCGUUUUAUUUGAGUAUUGCUGAUAUGCUUGCCAAAGAGGGCUUGUGA